GAAGCAGGACCAAUGUGAGAUCUGAGAAGUUAUCAUGUGACCAUAGACUGGCUCUCAGAACGAGGCUUGGCUCUUAUGGAGAAACAGGAAAGAGAAGCUAAACAAGUGUGAAGUCUAAAAGAAGGUGAAGAGGUUGUGUGCAGCUUUGUAUUACUUGUGUUUUGUAGUGAGAUGGAGUAGCAAGUCACUGGAAAAGCUUUAUAUUCAACUUUCCAAGCUGGAAAUGAAGGCUGUGAUCUAGCGAAGUCUAUAUGACGUAACGGGAUUGGAAAUUACAACCUGUCAUGGUCUCUGUACCUGGCACAGUACAGACAUACAAUGAUCGCUACUACUGGUUCCAGUGGACUUUAUAAAGCACCACUAUCUAAAGGCCUUCUACUCAUCCCUGGUGCUCUUUCUGUUAUACUUGCCCUCCUGUUUCAGCAGCAACAAGCAUUCUUUGUAUAUGAUGUGCAAGCAAUAAAAAGUUUUCAUAUAUGGAGACUUUUCUUUGGAAGAAUUAUAUGUCUGGAUCUGAAGGAUACAUUUUGUAGCAGUUUACUUAUAUAUAAUUUUAGAACAUUAGAGAGACGUUUUGGCACACGGAAAUUUACGUCCUAUUUAUUGGGGACCUGGAUACUCUCAGCAGUUUUUGAUCUCCUUCUCGUUGAAACGGUACAGGUUGUGAGUGGUGUAAAUCUCAGCUCUUUACCAUCAGGAUUUUUAUCUCCGUUGUUUGCACUUUUUGUUCCAUUUUAUUGUUCCAUGCCACGGGUAUCCUUGGCCCACAUAUUUGGAUGGUUUCCAAUCACGAACAAAACAUUAGUGUACAUCGUGGGAUUACAGCUUUUGACCUCAAGCCCGUACAUGCUGGUGGUUGCAGUAAGUGGGCUGAUUUCAGGCUUUUUGUACAAGAAAAAUGUUUUGAGUGUUCAGGAGGUUCUUUACAUCCCUAACAACUUGGCAGAAAUCUUCUCCCAUACUGUAGAGCCAAUAUUCUCAACUGUCGAGCCUGUCAGCGAGGCCAGUAUUGGGAUGGGAGCAACUGUUGACAUACAGAGGCAGCAGAGGAUAGAGCUGCUGGACCAGCAAAUGAUGCUUUCACAAAUCUCCCAGCUGGGAAGACGACGACAAGAGCAGGGAGGAAUGUUUGAUUGGAAUCGCCUAUUUCCAACGUUACGGCAACGACAAGUAGUAAAUCAAGCAGAACCACAGGCACCUCCUCCUCCGGCUCCUGAGGAACAGGUUGCUCAACUGAUGGAGAUGGGAUUCUCCAGAGCUGAUGUCUUAACUGCGCUAAGGGCUUCAAACAAUGAUGUCAACGUGGCUACCAAUUUUUUAUUACAGCGAUGAUAUUCAGGGAAAUUUGCAAUAUUGUUUUCUGCUCGUGUUCUAUCCAAAGAUUCUUUUUAUAUGUAUUACACUUGGAAAAAGUGGUUGUAUUUUUAAACGCUCUGAAAACCUACUACAUGACAUUGUGCAAAGCAGGACAGUUCUUUAAUGAUACUGAAAUAGUAAUGUUUUAACAAGAUUUUUAUGUACGUAUUAUGGCUAAUUGAUUAAAGGAGUAGAGCCUGUUCAAUUUGCAAAGUGAAUUUUCACUCGCCUUUAGUAAAUGUGGUGAAAAUUCUCUAUGCAAAAAAUACCCAGUUAGGCACAAAAUUGGAUGAUAGAAGUGAGCACAGCUUCCCAGUAUUCACUAAGCUCACUGAACAUGUUUUUCUCCUACAGUAAAAUAGCUAAAAUGUGUUGUUUGCAUAAAGAAUGCGUUUUUUGUACAAAGAAAGCCUGAAGUCUUUGUAUUACUGGAAAAUGAAUGAAAAGCUAAGAAAAAUGACUGCUGUUUAAGAUUAGGCUAUGAUAUUGCUGAAGUGCUUGGAUAAGCUCAGUAGGUAUGGUCAAAUGUUAUAAUAAAUACUGUAUUUAUUGGCGUAUAACACUCACUUUUUUACCCUG
Messenger RNA from Rana temporaria (common frog), 1935 nucleotides. RefSeq names its product UBA domain containing 2 (gene UBAC2). The transcript has 10 exons. Gene Ontology annotation, molecular function: protein binding; serine-type endopeptidase activity. Bases 319 to 1332 code for a protein of 337 amino acids. The record is from RefSeq and is a predicted model, not a curated record. NCBI's taxonomy places the organism in Eukaryota, Metazoa, Chordata, Amphibia, Anura, Ranidae.